This is a messenger RNA of Brettanomyces nanus, 333 nucleotides long. RefSeq lists its product as uncharacterized. Gene Ontology annotation, cellular component: mitochondrial large ribosomal subunit. Gene Ontology annotation, molecular function: structural constituent of ribosome. Bases 1 to 333 code for a protein of 110 amino acids. The record is from RefSeq and is a predicted model, not a curated record. Lineage: Eukaryota; Fungi; Ascomycota; Pichiomycetes; Pichiales; Pichiaceae. The transcript has a single exon.
AUGCUCGGACCGUUCAGAUCUACGCUUGUGAAUCUUGGUGGGUUACUUUGGAAGCGUCCAUGGAGAUUGUCGUCCACACAAAAAUAUAGACAGAGGAAGCGAAUGCAGCAGGUGGAUGCUAACAUUGAGAAUUUAUUCCAAGGGCUCAAAGCCAAUAGUAUGAAGACCCGCAAAGUCAACCAGUUGAAAUAUGAUUUCCCCAAGGAAAAGGAUAUGGAAGCUAAAGAUAAGUAUACCGUUUUCAACAAGCACUCUAGAGGUUACAGGAAGGCUGCUCACUUUGUGCCCAAGUGGACAAAGUUAUCCUUGAGAGAUAAUCCCAAACACUUUUAA